Molecule: messenger RNA, 678 nt
Organism: Aspergillus oryzae RIB40
Lineage: Eukaryota; Fungi; Ascomycota; Eurotiomycetes; Eurotiales; Aspergillaceae
Exons: 1
Coding region: 1-678 (225 amino acids)
Source: RefSeq, a predicted model, not a curated record
AUGGUCCAGGCGCGCACGCUCCAUCUCCAACGUGUCGUCGCAUCAUCCACCGAAGCUCCCAAAGACAGGAUAGACGCCAGCAAGAUCAUCGACCUCGCCAAAAGAUUAGAAGAGCUUGAAGCCCACGUAGCAGAAACAGCCGCAGCGCGCCUUGCCUCCAGCCAGGACCAACAGUCCCAGCCCCAAGCGCACGACUCCCUCGUCUCACAGAGUACGGCAGAAGUGCGAAAAUCGGUCCAACCGGAUAUCGAUGCCCUGAACCGCGCCGUGAGACGUUACGAGAAACGUACCGCGCUGACUUCCUUCCAGACGGACUCCAGACUCGAAGCGCUAGAGGGUCAGGUCCGGGAUGCCAUUUCGUUAGCCGCUGCGGCGCAGCGUUCUAGUAUACGAAAACCGAGGAGUUCUGUGUUCGUGUUCCUCGAGUGGCUUUAUGCGCUUGCUAUGCUCCCCGCUCAGGUCUUCAUGUCCCUGGCUGUACUGCCAUUCCAUGUCGCGAGACGGUGUCUGCGGUUUUUUCAAGGUGUGCUCUUUUCGAAACCACACCCACAACCCAAACCUGCGAGCGGCAAGAUGCCGCAAGACCGUAAAGCGCGGUCUCCCAAACGCCCGAGACGAGUACCUCAGCAAGACCAAGCAGAGACGAAGGGACUAAAGUCCAUUCGCGAAUAUACAUAA